This is a messenger RNA of Micropterus salmoides (largemouth bass), 5822 nucleotides long. Its product is annotated as genetic suppressor element 1-like. The transcript is spliced from 16 exons. The record is from RefSeq and is a predicted model, not a curated record. NCBI's taxonomy places the organism in Eukaryota, Metazoa, Chordata, Actinopteri, Centrarchiformes, Centrarchidae. Bases 525 to 4124 code for a protein of 1199 amino acids.
AGAGAACGCCGGCUGAAGACCCUCUCUUCCUCGACUCUCUCUUUCUCUGACUCCCUCCCCCCUCUUUCUAUCCUUCCUGCCACCCUCCCAACUCUCUCAGAGGCUCUCCCUUCCAGGCGAUCUCCUCAGUAAAAGAUGGCAUGAGCACACUGUCACCCUUCCUCAGCUUGUGGAGCUUGUUUUUUUUCUUAUUCUCCUCCUCAUCUCCUCUCUUUCUGUCACUUUCCCUCUGUCUCUUUUCCCACUCUGUUUUCCUGUGUUUCCUUCCACCUCUCUGCGCUCAGUCCAGGGGGUGAAGAGGAGGGGAGGGAGGUAGACAGAGGCUGACCUCUCCCCUCCUCCUCCUCUGCUCGCACCCACAGGGCCCACAGAGAGCCGUAGCAGGGAGCCGUCUGAUGACUUUACACCAUCAACGAGCUCCUUAACCUGGCCAACCACAGCCCGAUCCCCCUGCCCUGCCCCUUCCUUACAUCCUGCAACCCAGGCUCUUCUUCUCUGAAUCAGCAGAGGACUGAUCCAGGACCAUGUUUGGAUUAAAAACUCCACACUACUACAUCCCAGGUAUGAACCAUGAGUCCAAUAAAUCAUCAUUAGGAAUGAUCUCCACGGCAACUCGCACCACGGCCACCGUCAGUCCCCUCAGCCCACUAACCAAUGGGAACGCAGCUGCCCAAUCUGCAAACUCCGGAUUCGCUGCUGCCCUGCGUAAACUGGCCAAACAGGCAGAGGAUCCCAGAGGUUCUGCCAUCAGCGGUGAGUCAUCUCCAGUCUCUUCCCCGGCCACCAGCCACAGCUCGCCAGUCACCACACCUAAACGAGGCUCAUUAGGGCCCCUUCUGGGCCAGACCAGGGGCCACGGUGUCCCCAGCACCCCUCCAGUCGUCACCAUUGCACCCACCAAGACCAGCAACGGCCUGUGGAGGGCCGACGGACGACAGGUUGAGCCGAGUGUUCAGGGACUCAGUAGGGAGCGGGUGAGUGCUGAGAGCACCCAGGCACAGCAGGAUAAGAGGACUCCGCCUACCCCUUCACCUCACCCCUUGGCCCACCCCUUUGGCCUUACCCCCAGUUCCGUCAUGCAGGACCCCAGAAUACAGAGCCUUAGUUUGCCCGGGCAGAUGCACCCUGUGGUUCCCUCGGGUGCCGUCCCAGAAGAGUACCUGAGAGCGCUCCGGCCCUUUGCCACCUCAGAUGACCUCCGACUGACCUCUUUAUCCCUGAGUCUCGACCCUGCUGCUGCUGCCCAUGCCGCAGCUGCUGCUGCUUAUUAUCAUCCUGCCUACCUGCACCACCCACUGUCCCUACCAAGGAUGGAGGAGUCUCUGUGUCUUUCUGCACUGCGAUCGCAGUUCUACUCUGUGCCUGCAGGGGGCGCCUUCCCUCCUCUCCACCCCUCUGCCCUCCACUUGCACCUGCCUGGAGGCCGGUACCCCGGAGAACUAAACCACACAGCGCUGGCUGAGAGGCUACAGAUGGAGAAUGAGCUCCGCCAGCGAGAGAGACAGCAAGAGCGUGAACGAGAGAAAGAAAGGGAGCGCGAGGCAGGGCUGGAACGAGAGCGGGAACGGGACAGGGAGAGAGAGAGGGAGGAGGAGAGAGGGAGAGAGCGGGAGAGAGAGCUGGACAGACAGAAGGAGAGGCAGAGGGAGAGACAGCAGCAGAUGGUCAGAGCGGCGGAGAGCCACUACCUGGCUGAGCUGCAGGCUCGGAGGGCACCACCGGAGGACAGGGCCAGGCCAGGGGAGAGACUGACCCCGAACAGACUGGAUAAAACCAAGGAUUCAGAGCACCCAGGUUUCCCAGCACCCAAACCUCUCUCCCUGCAGCCUGGCCUACACUCCUCCAGGGGCUCCGUCCCACACCCAGUGCCCAGCCUGGUGCCUUCUCACCUGGGGAAGCAUCAUGCUGCUGCUGCUGCUGCUGCUGCUGGGGGGAUCCACGGUGCUCUGACAACAGCUGCCAUGAUGACUCAGAGGGCCAGCGAGGCAGCGUGGUUAACACGGCAACGAGGACAAGGCCAGGAGAGGGAGGGUCCGCUGGAGAUGGGCCUCAGGUCACCUGGGAAAGGUGUCGAGCCGAGGAGAGACAGCCACAGAACCAAUUUAGUCCAUCACAACCCAGGCAGCAAAGAUAUACCUCAAUGCCUCGGUGCUCCACCUCCCCUUAUCUCCCCCAAAGGUCCUCAUCAUCCCCCUGCCCCUCCAACUACACUGUGGAACCCAGCCUCCCUUGUCGACACCCCUGCAGACUCCCGCAGAACACUUAACCCUCCUACGCCGCCAAGUCGGCCUCCUCCAGGACUGACCAGAGCCGACAGGGCCCCCCUGAGCUGGGGGGAGAAGCUAGAACAAGGAGGCAGGAGGAGGGCAGAAGGCACAGAGAGGUACACCUCCCUGAGGGGGGCUAGUUUACAUGAAACAGGCUCCUGGAACAAGGCAGAGCAGGACAGAGCCAUCCAGAGCCUCUAUCACCGGCACCACAUCAAUAACCUCCACCAGAGAUCCAGUGUGACUCUGCCUGCUCCAGGUACCUGCACUGACCCGGGGGGGCGGUGCCAGGUUGCCCCUCCGUCUCCGGUGAGGGAGCGACAGAGUCAGCCGCCCGACAGCAUGCUGGUGUAUGACGAGGUUCUCCAGCAGCACCGCCGGCUGCUCAGCAAGCUGGACCUGGAGGAGAAGAGGAGGAGAGAGGCCAGAGAAGGAGGUUUUUACUAUGACCUGGACGAGUCAUAUGAUGAGAGUGAUGAAGAGGAGGUGAAAGCCCAUUUGAGGAGAGUGACAGAACAGCCCCCGCUGAAACUGGACUCAUCCUUUGAGAAAGUGGAUUUUCUGCAUGUGUGUGGUCUGACCACACUGGCCCAUCGCGAUGAGCUUCUGGCACAGAAGAGGAGGAAGAGGAGGCGGAUGAUGAGAGAGCGCAGCCUGUCUCCCCCGGCUGUGCAGGGCAAAAGAAAGGCCUCUUCACCUUCCGCACCUGCAACUCCCUUAACCACCCCGUACUCUGCUGAGGAGAUGGACAGCACCCCCAAACUGGAGGAGAAAAAAAACUUCCUCCAUAUGUUCAACCUCUCCCAUGUCAGCCCACAGCAGAGGAGAGAUAAGGAGAGGACAGAGGAGCUGCUGAAGGCCAUUCAGAGGAAGACUGUGACAUUAGACACACUCAGAUAUAAUCCUUUACCUCCGUAUAGCAGCCCUCCUGCUCCCUCAUCUGGUGACCCCUCAUCAGCCCCUCUGCAGUGCCCAUUUAAUGGAAAUCUGUUCCCAGACUCUCCCAGCCCCUCCCCUCCCUGCUUACACAAACCUAAGCAUCGCCUCCAUAACGAUGCAUUCAAACCUUCCACGGACACCCACGGGGCCCGCAUCCCUCCGCCCUUGACCCUUCAUCAUGAAAAGGCUGAAUUCAUGGAGGCUCAGCCAAACAGGAAGCUCCAGGGCCUCCAGAACGGUGCUGUUGCUUCUCCUCAGAAAAAGGAGCCCAAUCCUGUGCAGAACGGACGGAAUCGGCCCUGGGAGAGGUUCACACCUGAGGCCUUUGCUCAGCACUUCCACCAGGCAGUGCUGCAGUCCACACACAACACACUGCAGAACAAAGGAGUCUCAAAUUGUGUCCCAGAGGCCGACCGUUCGCUGCCUCACAGUAUCUCUCAACUAAAAAGUUCAAGUCAUAACCCUGCCCCUCAGCAUGCACACGUCAACGGCCAUCACUUCCAUUUCCCUGCAGCCAGCAGGGACACUCCAGGACCACGGGAAAACCUGUCUGACGAGGACGAGGAAGAGUCUGGUCAGGAGGAGGAAGAUGAGGAGGAGGAGGAGAUGGAAGAAGCUCCAAGGAAGUGGCAGGGCAUUGAAACUAUUUUUGAGGCCUACCAGGAGUAUGUGGAUGAAUGGAGUACAGAGAGGCAGGUUCUUCACGGUCAGUGUAAAAGACUUGAAGCACAGAAUUACAAUCUGACCAGAACUGCAGAGCAGCUCUCUCUCACUAUGGGGGAGCUGGUGAGUCAGAGGCAGAAAGUGAGAGAGGAGAGGGAGAGACUGCAGGCCCAGCUCGAGCACUUCAGGAGGUGUUUGACACUACCUAACAUUCACUGGGGCCGGGGACAAGUCAACGGGCACACGCCGAGGUGACGUCUGACACCAACUUUGACAAAUGCGCCUCUGACAGCAAAGGAACAGUAACAAGAACAAGACUGGAGCCAGACCACUCUCUGCACUUGAAGGAGCCAAUCCUUGUCUUGUUAUCCUUUUGGCCAAUAAUUUCUGUUACCUGACUGGCUCAAUUGAUUACCUGCCACGGUGACCAUAUAGUUUGGGCAUUCCCACAUUCUCUCAUGCUGCCCGUGGAUUGUAACUACACUGUGUAGGUGAAACAGCACCUUUGUAACGCUAACCACUUACACUAGUCCCUGAGUUGGCUUUAAGAACUUUCCACCAUUUUUGCUCAUAUCAUAUCAACUGUAUUGAUCCACACUAAUGAGAUGUAUCGCUUGACACAAAUCUGUAGCCUCUCUGGACAGCAGUGAGAAGAGACUAAGCGUGCAGUGGUCACUUUGUUAAUACUCAGAGAUUGAAAAUUGAGUCAUUGAAUCAAAGCACACCUCAGGCCUUAAACUUGACAGGAUGCACUUGAAAUGGAAUUGGAAGAAAUACUUGACCGUCCUCUGUGUGGUACAAUGGUGUAGUGUCUACUGAGCACUGUAGCUGACUGAUGAAGCAGUGUGUGUGCUGGUAAAGUUUCUGCAGAGGAUAGGAAACAUCUAAAAGAUUUUAUCUAUAUAAAGGCAAAUGGUAUCAAUGAAGUUUUUGUUUAAGGUUUAAUACAUUUUCCAUUGGUAAUGUCACUCGUGAUAGACAAAGAAUUUUGUAUGUUUUUAUUGUUUUAACCAUUUCUUGUGGGAAGCCAUAUGUUUUGUUUGAACUGCUGCUGGUCAGAAUAAAAAUGUUUAGAAAAUGAAGGAUGUCGUUGUAUUUGAAAAAAUGUUAAGUGAUGUCAAAAAGUUUGGGGGUUGACCAAGAGACAUAGGGGACAGAAGACGACAUGGCAAAUAUCAGUCUUUGUCUCACAACAUUAUCAAGUCGACCAUCAACUGUUCAGAUGGUUUAUCCCAGAGUCUGUGUCCUAAACCCUCCACAUGCCUAAACAUGGUAACAAAACUUGAAGAGGAUAGAAGAUGGGAUUUUUUAAAAAAGGCCUUUUGCAUCAUUCUUUAUGUUCUUUGGCAUCACUUGAGUGGAACUACAUUACGUUUAGACAUAUUGUCAAAUGUUUUCACCUACCUGAAGGUGAUUUCUUGUGGCAUUAUUUUUAAAAACCAAGUUGAAGUGAUUUUGUUAAAGAAACAGAAAAGCCAAAUUAUUAUUCAGUUCCAUUUCAGGACUAUGUCAAAACUAAUAAAUGAAAUAUUUUCACUGGAUACUCUUAGAGUACUUGAAACAAUUAUCUGAUUGUUUGAGUGACAAACAUCUGAAUGACACUACCCCUCUGUGGAUAACCAUAAACUGCAUCUCCUCUGGUGUUUUGAUGAGAUCUAUUUUUGUUCAAGCCAGAUAAAACAAUGUCACGAAUUCAUGAUUUCUGCUUCUUUUCCUUUGAAUAUUAAAAUCCCAGGAGCCCAUUCCUAGAAGCACAAUCUCCCAAAAUCACCUGACCUUCCUGCGUCACCUGUUCAGUCUCCCCUACAAACUUGCUGUGAAAUCCAGCAUAUUUGUUUCAAUCAGUUGUUAUGUAAUGUAUUAUUUGGGUUGUAUAAUUGUGAUGAAUUAUUUAUUAACAUAUAUUGCUGUAUAUUCUGAUGGAAAUUUACAUUAAAAUAUUUGCAAAAUGUC